CGGCCACGUGACCUGAGUCCAGCUGACGGGAGACGUCACACAGCUAAGAGACGGUUUCACCUCAAAUAUCCUGUGCUACCAGAGCUAGCCUGUGCUACCAGAGCUAGCCUGUGCUACCAGAGCUAGCCUGUGCUAACAGAGCUAGCCUGUGCUACCAGAGCUAGCCUGUGCUACCAGAGCUAGCCUGUGCUAACAGAGCUAGCCUGUGCUAACAGAGCUAACAGGAUUAAACACCUGUGGAGAGGGAGAUGACGUCACACUGACGUCACUUCACUGCGUCACCUGAAAAGGAUGCUCCAGGGGCCGUACGGCAGCCUGGACCGGGACCGGGACCGCCCCCUCAUCCGGCUCCCUUUCACCAGCUUCGCUGUGGGGACGGUGCUGCUCCCUCUGACCGGCUUCAUCGCCUGCAUCUUCAUUUCACUCGUGUACCACUUUGAGGACGCGACAUACACACACUGUCAUGUGUCAAACUACCUCCCGUCCAUCAGCGCCGCUAUCAGCCGCGUUCCGGAGCGUUACAUCUGGCGCUGCUGCGUCGGACUGCACUCGGCGCCGCGCUACCUGGUGUCCGCCGCUUAUUUCAGCUUCUACCGCGGACGCUUCGCCAAGAGGCUGCCGGAGCUGCUGCUGAGCGGGCUGGCUCUCCUCUGCAGCCUCGCAGAAAACACCGGCCUGCUGCUGCUCACAUACGUGUCGUCCACCGAAACCUACAGUGUUCAUAAACACGGUUUCAUCGUGUUCAUCGUGAGCUCGCUGCUGCACAUGCUCAUUACGUGCCGCCUGUGGCAGGUGAUCAGGAGACACUAUGAGAACCCAGAGGAGAAGACGUCAUUUCGCUGGAAGCUGCGUCUCUUCCUGUUUAACGUCAGCUGUUGUCUGGCCGCCGCAUACUUCUUCAGACGCCACAACAAGUACUGUGAAACGGGAGUCUACACCCUGUUCGCCCUCUCCGAAUACCUGGUGGUUUUCUCCAACAUGGCGUUCCACAUGACGGCCUUCUGGGACUUCGGGUGCAAAGAGGUGAUCGUGGCCACGCCCCCCGAGGACAAACGGUUCUGAGCGGCGACCUCGCCUGUGGACUGUUUUCUUGAGAACAGGUGAAGGAACUCUUUAAAGGCGCCGUGCAGCCUCCUGAACGUUACGAUAUAGUGAUGUCAGAGAAUAAACGUUUUUUAUUCUUCCAGCAACCCGUGAGUUCUUCAAACUUCUGGGGAAGAGUCGUGACGUCGUGUUGGUGAUACGUUUAAAGUUUUAAUCAUCUUUAGCAAGAUUUGAAGGGAUUUUUUUUUUUUAAAUCCUGUACUGCGUCUAUAAAAACACAGACUGUAUAUAAGGAGUGGACGUAGUCGUCGUGACGUCACUCAUUGGUUUGAGGACUGACGUUUUUAAGCCUCGAGUUCGGGAUUUCGCCGUCGGCGUGUUUUUUUUGCAACCAGUGAACAGGAAGUGACCAUAUCUGGACUGAGGAGGAGUGACGUAGAGACGCCGUAUACGUCUCUGGUGUCGACCUGUCAAUCAUUGUGCAGCCCCGCCCUAAAGCAUCCCCUGCUUUAUGGUCUGUUUGACUCUAAAUGGAGCAUCAUUUACUAAAUGAACAUCAUGCUGUAUUGAAGAAGACUUGAAACUAGAGAUUGAGACCAUAAACUCAUGUUUACAAUGUUUACUGAGGGAAUAAAUCAAGAGAGAAGUAGAGUCAUUUUCUCAUAGACUUCUAUACAACCAGAGGAGUCGCCCCCUGGUGGACAGCAGAGAGAAUGCAGCUUUAAGACAUGAAGCACUGACUUCACUUUAAAGAAGCAGAGGUUGCCGUCUGGUCUAAAACUAUUAUGUUUAAUGUUGUGUGACCACAAAAGCCUUAUAAAAAAAAAUGUAUUAAGAACUAUUGGUGAAAGAAUAUGAAAUUAGAUGUUCAUUUUGGUGCCAAAGUUUGAUUCCUGGUUCUGCAGUCAGAAUUCAGUCUGUAAAAAGAGUACAGAUUAUUCAGCUCUAUUUUAGGGUCAGCUUUAUCAUUUCUUUUUUUCUUUUUCAUUUCACAGCAAAUUUACCACAGCAUUUAGAGCCUGAGCUGGUUAGCAAUGCCAGCCCCAAGUGCAAUCAAACAAUGUGCGUUAAACUGGAUAAAAAGUCAGUUUAUAAAAGCUUCUGUCAGACGCUGCACAAAGAGACAGGCGAACAAAUGAAACGCAGCUUUACAUUGAUUAAAAUUACAGAUUUGUCAGGUUUAAAAUUGUGGAAACAUUUGGGAUAAUGUAAGUACACAACUACACAACAUAUAUAACAAAGUUCUUGUCGUUUUAGACGUUUUAAUAUUAUUGUAAUGUUAUCCCUUUUAAAAAGGUUAAAUUAAGAUCUUAAAGUCGGUCAAAUGGUGAUGAAACUGCAUGAAAAGGUUUAACAGAAGGAGGACGAACAGAAAGAUUAGCAAACAACAAAAAUUUAAAGUGCACAACAAAAACUUUUCAGGAGAAAAACUAAAGGAAAUUUUGAUUUUGUUUGUUGGAAAUAAAGAAGGGAUUUCAGUAUGUGUGCUGACUCUAUGAGCUUGAUUUAGGAUCAAAAGUUUGACAUUCAUUCCCAACAAUUUUUCUUUAUUCUCAAAUGUAUUCCCAAAAUGUCAAACAAAUCUUCUUUUUGCACUAAAACGGAAAGUUCUAACUUUAUUGUCAACAUUUAGACUUUAUUCUCUAAACUUUAUUCUCUCCCAUAAAAAUGUAAAUGACUGAAAUUUAACUAAAAUGAAUCUUUGUUUUCUUUAAAAGACUAAAACUAAUUCAGAAUCUGGUGCCAAAGUGAACACUGUAGUAAGCUGGAGAUGAUUUGUAGAGCUACGGUUAAUAACUAACAUAACACAUCCUGCAUGUGUUUCAAAAUAAAUGCAUUUGAAAGUAAAGGUCUUUUAUUGUGAUGUGACCUAAAAAGGUGCUAGUGAGGUAAUCUCACAAUCAGCUGACUUGUCACUUUGUUGGUUAAAUAAAAAAUAGAUUUUACAGGAAAAAUAACCUUUUUUUUCUUCUGUUGUAAGUUUUAUCAAACGUGGAGCUAAAAAUACACCGUUUGUUGUGAAAGUGGAAGUAACGAAAAUUUCCAUUGUUACGAAAGUCAAGAGUUUAUUUUGUACGGUGGCCUUAUGGGGACAUCUCAGUCUCAUAUGAGUCAUGUGGUUUUCACUACAGCAGAAUCAAGCACAUUCAUAUAGUCAUAUAAACGAUGUAAUGUGUUUCCAUGAUUAUUUGAUAAUAAAAACAAUAACUACG
Messenger RNA from Anoplopoma fimbria (sablefish), 3257 nucleotides. RefSeq names its product post-GPI attachment to proteins 2 (gene pgap2). Bases 292 to 1062 code for a protein of 256 amino acids. Gene Ontology annotation, biological process: GPI anchor biosynthetic process. Gene Ontology annotation, cellular component: Golgi membrane; endoplasmic reticulum membrane. The transcript has 6 exons. Lineage: Eukaryota; Metazoa; Chordata; Actinopteri; Perciformes; Anoplopomatidae. The record is from RefSeq and is a predicted model, not a curated record.